Closterium sp. NIES-65 is the source of this 2346-nucleotide messenger RNA. NCBI's taxonomy places the organism in Eukaryota, Viridiplantae, Streptophyta, Zygnematophyceae, Desmidiales, Closteriaceae. The record is from the annotation of a GenBank genome assembly.
AUGGGCGGACCGAUGGGGGGAGGGAUGGGGGGGGGAAUGGGGCCAAUGGGGGGUGGUAUGGGGGGUCCGAUUGGUGGUGGGGGGAGGGGAGGGCCUAUGGGCGGUCGUAUGGGGCCAAUGGGGGGGGCCAUGGGGGGACCGAUGGGGGGACCGAUGGGGGGUCCGAUGGGGCCCAUGGGGGGACCAAUGGGGGGACCAAUGGGGGGGCCUAUGGGAGGGCCCAUGGGGCCUAUGGGGGGGCCUAUGGGGGGGCCUAUGGGGGGACCUAUGGGGGGACCCAUGGGGGGACCUAUGGGGGGACCCAUGGGGGGACCGAUGGGACCUAUGGAUCACCCCGAGCACGGCAUGGGUGGGGGCAAGAAGGACCGUGCAUGCUACACCUGUGGAGCCAAGGAUCAUAUGAUGCGAGACUGCCCUCAGAACAACAUGGGGGGAAUGGGCGGGGGAAUGGGCGGAGGGAUGGGCGGUGGGAUGUGUGGGGGAAUGGGCAACAUGGGGGGAGGCAUGGGCAUGGGAGGGGGCAUGGGCAUGGGAGGAGGCAUGGGGCACAUGGGAGGCGGAGGGAUGGGCAUGGGAAUGGGAGGUGGAGGCAUGGGCAUGGGCAUGGGCGGUGGUGGUAACUUCGGCGGCCCUUUCCCGAACCAACCUGGGAUGUUUCCAGGCCCAGAGUUCGGGUGGAACGAAGGCGUGGGUCCCAACCCCAACAUGGGAGGGGAUUUCCCCAUGGGGCCUGGCUUUGGGGGCGGGGGAGGCAUGGGGGGAGGGAUGGGCGGGGGGAUGGGGGGAGAAAUGGGAGGGCCUGGCAUGGGCAUGGGGCCCAUGGGGCCCGGAAUGGGAGGAGGAAUGGGCAUGAAUCAAGGCAUGGGGCCAGGAUUCGAAGGAGGCGGAGGGGGAGGGCACCAGCAAUUUGGUCCCGAUGGUGGCCCAGGGCAUUUUGGGCGUGGAGGUGGGGGCAGGGGGAGAGGCGGAGGAAGGUUUGGGGGGAGGGGAGGAAGAGGCAGGGGCGUUGGGGGAAGAAUAGGUUUUCCUGAUAAGGGGGGAAGAGGGGAGAGAUGGGAGAAGGGGGAGUGGGGGGAGCGAGGGGAGAGGGGGGAGAGGGAGGAGAGGGAUGAGUGGAGGGGAAGGGGUGAAAUGGAUGUGAGGAGGCAGUGGGGGAGAGAUGGGGGAAGGGAUGAUGGGGAGGAUGAGGAGUGGAGCAGGGAGCGAGGUGGGGAGAGGAGUAGGGGAAGCAAGGAGAGGAGCAGGGGGCGAGGCAAGAAGAGGAGGGAGGAGGGGGGUAGGGAAAGGGGAGAGGAGGAUUGGGGCAGGGAGAGGGGAGAGGAGAGGGGAGAGGAGGAUAGGCGGUAUGGCACUCCUGAAGGAGAGGAGGAGCAUUUUGAGGGUGAUGGAGCAGGGAGGAUGAGGCGGAAGCGACCAAUUGGCGAGAGCCAGCCACGAUCACUUCAUCCCUCCCACACUCUUUUCCCCACCCCCGUCCCAUCCGCAUCUCUAUCUGCUGUUGCCUGCAGGCUCAAUUUUGCUGCUGCCAGGGAGGGUGAAGGGAGAGGAGGAGGAGGGUGGGGGAGAGGGGGAAUGGGCGGGAGGGGUGGGAGAUACGGAGGGGAAAAAGGUUCCCCAGGGAGGUGGGAUGGCUAUGGGGAUGAUGGUGAAGGGGAUGGGGAUUGGGGGAGUGGAGAGGAGGGGAGUGCGGCCGGGAGGGUACGCAAGGGGAAGUACCGUUAUCGAGAGGAGGCCGAGGGAGAGGAGGAGGAGGUGGAAGGAAGAGGCAGGGUUCGGGCUGCUAGAGAGUCUGGUUAUAAUGAGGAUGAGGAUGAGGCUGAGGGUGGGAGGAGGCGACACAGGUUUAAGGAAAGGGAAGAGGCCGAGGGGGGAGGGAGGCGAGGAGGGGGAGAAAGAGUGUUGCAGAAGGGGGAUAGGGGAGAAGAAGGGAACGAUGAUGAUGGUGGGGUGGGGGAAAGGGCAGGAGCACGAGGGAAAGAGAGGAAGAGAAGGGAUCGAAGCAAGGGUGUGGGAGAAAGGGAGUGGGAAGAGAAUGUUGAUGGUGGUGGUGCUGGUGGUGGUGGUGAUGUUAAUGGUGCUCCUUUGUCCUCCUUACAAGGUUCUCGCGUAGUGGGUGCAGGUGAGGAUGGGAAGCUGGAGAAGCGAAGGAAGUUAAAGCGUGUGAGGAAGAAUGAGGCUGGUGGGAGUGUUGAUGGGAGAGGGGGGAUGGGUGGUGGGGACGAUGUGAGACAGGGUGAGGGAAGAAGUCUUAGGAUUUACGCUGGAGGAUUUAAUGAUGACACUGAAUUUGGGGAUGACAAUAAAGGGGAUGAGAAUGAUCGCUGGCCAUUAGAGCAUGGAAUGUAG